Zymoseptoria tritici IPO323 is the source of this 2772-nucleotide messenger RNA. RefSeq lists its product as uncharacterized. The record is from RefSeq and is a predicted model, not a curated record. Gene Ontology annotation, molecular function: ATP-dependent DNA damage sensor activity; ATP binding; mismatched DNA binding. Gene Ontology annotation, cellular component: nucleus. Lineage: Eukaryota; Fungi; Ascomycota; Dothideomycetes; Mycosphaerellales; Mycosphaerellaceae. Bases 1 to 2772 code for a protein of 923 amino acids. Gene Ontology annotation, biological process: mismatch repair; reciprocal meiotic recombination. The transcript has a single exon.
AUGGCCACCAGUCAUCGUCCGGGCACAUCCAUCCCGUUCACCACCACGUACGACACCACGGCCACUGGCACUCGUCCCGGCACGUCCAACCCGUUGACCACCACCUACGAAUACACCACUGGUACCGAGUCGAGACCCUACACGGGACACCGCAGUGCUGGUCGACCUGGCACUGCACGUCCUCGAACUGGCGUAUCCACUCUCGGCGUGGAGAAUCAAGACAUCAUCUGUGCCGUCAGCGAGUCUCGAGGCGUGUCACCAUCGGUCGGUCUGGCUUUUCUCAAUCUCGACACCGGUGAGGCUGUUCUCAGUCAGUUCAGCGACAGUCAGACGUAUGUCCGGACUAUUCAUAAGCUUGCCGUGUUCAAUCCUACCACGAUCCUCGCCGUCUCAUCAUCUGCUCAACCAAAGUCAAAGCUCUUCUCCAUCAUCGAAGACGGCAUCCAGCAAGAUCUCGACAGCAAUGUUACUCUGCUCGAUCGACGGUACUGGUCUGAGACAGCUGGUCUUGACUACAUUCAUCAUUUGGCAUUUCCUGAAGAUGUUGAAAACCUCAAGACUGUGCUGAAUGGAAACUACUUCGCCGUGUGCUCCUUUGCAGCUGUGUUGAAGUUUAUCGAGCACGGCUUGAGCAAGAUCUUUCCUGCUCGAUCGCUGCGCGUCAAAUACGAACCAUCUGAAGGGUCGAUGAUGAUCGAUUUGGCAACGAUCCGAUCGCUGGAACUGGUGCAGAAUCUACAGAAUCCAAAGUCCAAGGACUGCCUCUUCGGACAGCUCAAUGAGACUCUGACACCGAUGGGUGCUAGACUUCUGCGGAGCAACAUCUUGCAGCCUGUCACCAAUCCGGAAACACUGAACAAGCGAUAUGAGGCCGUGGAAGAGCUGAGCACAAAAGAAGACACAUUCUUCGCCGUUCGUGAAACACUCAAACCAUUCCUCGAUGCCGACAAGACGUUGACCCAACUCAUCCUCUCACCGGUGCAGAUCACUGUGACCACUACAGAACAGUCCAUCAACAAUGUCAUCAUGCUGAAGCAGUUCGUGGCCUUGAUCAGUCCUGUCUAUGAAGCAUUGACGGGCUCUCGCUCGGACAUGCUCUCGACGAUCCGAGAUAUUUGCGCUCCCGAGAAUAUCGAGCCCGUGCAGAGCCUCAUAGCAGGCGCCGUCAACGAGGACACCACAUAUGCGAAGAAGCCACUCGACCUACGCAACCAGAGAACGUACGCUGUCCGCUCCGGAGUCAACGGCCUGCUCGAUGUAGCCCGUCAGACCUACAAAGAAUCCAUGACGGACGCACUCCAACACAUCGACGAAGUCGCCCAAGAGCACAGUCUUCCCCUCCUCACCAAAUUCGACAACAAUCGACAAUUCUACCUCCACCUCAAAGCUGAAGAACUCGAAGACCGCAACCUCCCAGAAAUCUUCAUCAACUCCUACCGCAAAAAGAACAUCAUCGAAUGCCAAACCCUCGACCUCGUCAAACUCAACCAAAAGAUCCGCGACGCCCACAUGGAAGUUCUCCUCAUGUCCGACAAAGCCAUUCGCGACCUCAUCGACGCCGUACGCGAACACAUGCCCUCCCUCUUCAAAGUCUGCGAGUCCAUCGCCAUGCUCGACAUGCUCGCUGCCUUUGCUCACGCCGUCUCCACUUGCGACUACAUCCGACCGCAGCUCAACUCCACCACCCUCGCCAUCCACUCCGGCCGGCACCCGAUCCGCGAGAAGAUUCACACUACCCAGAAAUUCGUCCCCAACGACGUCUACGCCACCCAACAGACCCGCUUCCAAAUCAUCACCGGCGCCAACAUGUCCGGGAAAUCCACCUACAUCCGCUCCGUCGCCCUCAUCACCAUCAUGGCACAAGUCGGCUCUUUCGUGCCCGCAACCUACGCCUCCCUCCCGAUUAUCCACCAUCUCUUCGCCCGCAUCUCCAUCGACGACAACAUCGAAGCCAACGUCUCCUCUUUCGCGGCGGAAAUGCGCGAAACGGCUUUCAUACUCCACAACAUCACGCCCCACAGCAUGGCCAUCGUCGACGAACUGGGCCGCGGAACUUCCACCCGCGACGGCCUGGCCAUCGCUAUCGCCAUCGCCGAAGCCCUCGUUGCGUCCCGCGCGUUGGUCUGGUUCGCAACCCACUUCCGCGACUUAGCGUCCAUCCUCGCCGAACGCAAUGGCGUGGUGAACCUCCAUCUCGCUGUUGACAUGUCCCCCGAAGACCACCGGAUGGAAAUGCUUUACCGUAUCGCCUCGGGCUCCGAGCAAGUCUCCCACUACGGACUCGCACUAGCGCGCAUCGUGCCCCUUCCGGAAGACAUCUUACCGUUUGCAGAGAACGUCUCGCGCACGCUGGAGGAACGGGGUUUGGCGAAGCAAGAGCGAUCAAUGGGUGUCGUCAAGGCAAGGAGGAGGAAGCUGAUGUUGAAUUUGAAGGAGCAUCUGGUGCAGGCGAAAGAGAGUCGGAUGGAUGACCAAGCGCUGAAGAAGUGGCUGGGAGAUUUGCAGGGCGAGUUUGUGGUGAGGAUGACGGCGUUGGAUGAGGAGGCUAGGGAGGUGAUGAGGAGGGAGGACGAAGGUGGAAGUGUUGGAAGAGGGGAGGAAAGUGAGGAUGGGAGAGAUGGGGUCGAAGAGGAGAUGAUGUCGAUGGGAUAUGACGAGGACGAGGACGACACUGGGCGUGCGACUGUCGGAACUGGAGAGGAGCAGGCUACCUUCACGCACAGGACGAGGGCUCAGACCAUAUCCUCGAGACAAUCUUCCGAGAUGUCAUGA